UUUUUUUUUUUUUUUUUUUGACACACAUUGGGUUAACUAAAUACCCCAUUUCUAAAAUUUUGGCAUAUAUAACGAUCUUGACGGCAACAUCAACAAUACUUUUGGUUAACUGGUUAAUUACAUAUUUAAAGUUGUUUCUCUCCAUGCUGUCUAGCAUUCAGCCAAUAUCUUGAUUGAUAUCAUGUGAUUUUUGGGUUCAUUUGGUGAAGAAAAAGACCGAUGUGGAGAAGAGCGCUGCUAGCUUGCACUCCCUAGGGCCAGCACUAAUUUUGCACAUCAUAUCUCGGGCUCCAUCGCACAUCGCAUUUCCUCUGGGGGAGUAACCUCAGCUUCAAAACGAACUGUGGAUGAAUUGAGCGUGUGGUGCAGGGGUGAGUGAAACAAUAAGACAAGGAAACCAGGCAGGAAUCUGUCGAACUUGUCAUGACACCUGGGAAUGACACCCAAUGACACAUGCCACCCGGUGGCAAUCAAGUUGCUACCCCAACAUUUGGCAAACUGUGACCGAGCUCCUGGCACUUUUAACUGGAUAUGCGGGAGCCUUGCCUUGAGAUGGGGAUGAGUAUGACCAAUGCAGCCAGAUGAUGUGUUUUCUGUGUUUCCGUCUUGGCUCUGCUUCACCACUCCACCCCGGCUUGCUUGGAGGGAAACAAAAACUGCGGUGUCGAGCUUCCAGACAAGGAGCCCAGAGACAUGCUGAACUCUCUGCAAUGACAUUCUCCCGCGCAUUUCCUUCAUGUUACCUUUUCCCAAUACCGACCCGGGCGACCACCCCGCCCGUCCCCAUUCGGCAAUCGGCUAUAUUGUCGGCUGAGGCUGACAACACCCGCAAAUCAUAGCCUCUCAUUAACCUUCAUCGGCCGAUUUAAUUGGGACUUGCCUCUCCAACGCUCCGUUGGCUAGCGCAGUUCUUACAGUGAUCACUUGCGCGAAGCACACUCCUCAGUGAAAUGCCUUUUUUUUUUUUUUUUUUUCUCCAAAGUGGCUUAUGCAGAGGUUUCCCCUCGGAGCUCUGACAAUGCCUGACAGCGAAAACCAUCCUAACGCGGAGUUUGGGCAUAUUUGGUUCUCGGCCAAGCAAUGAAGUGGUGCCGAGAUCUGGGAUUUUUCGAUAAAGCUAGUUACCCAAAGACGCUUUUUGGGUACAACUUUCUUUGCUUUCGCAAAUGUUAUUUGCGCCUUUACUCGCGCUAGGCUGCUCGGCAGGCUAUACUCGAAAGGCCGUCAACAAGUUUCCCCAUAAAAAGUUUGACCAGCUGAACAGAUGAAGCUGACCGGCAUUCCAUAGAAUCCUUGGCGUCAAUAUGGAUCUCUAGUUUUAAGGUUUAUUAUCUUUUUCUUUUUAAAGUCGCGAUUUCCUUUCUCGUUUUUUUCGCUACUAGAAAUUCUAUCAAUAUCUUCUAUUCAUCUUCUACCUUCAAAUCCACAGCUCUAUUGCGAAUAUGCCCACCAUGCCGUCGCUCCGAUCGCUCUUGCUUAUCCCGCUACUCUUUUGGGCGCCAGUUAAAGCAGUUCCUCAUCCAGAACCGUGUCGCGGCGCUUGCAACGGCCGUGACCCGGGUUUCAUCCGUCGAGCAGACGGGCGAUAUUUCCGCUUCCAGUCUUACAAUGGGAUAUCCAUCUCGUCUGCUCCCUCGAUGGAGGGGCCGUGGUCAGCGCCCAGAUCUAUGCUCCCGCAGGGUUCAUCGAUUAACCUCCCAGGAAGGCGCGAUCUUUGGGUGAGUUUGUUUGAUAGCUUGGGAGGAUCUCGGGAAUGGUGUAAACGCGAAAAACAUAAGAGUUUUAGUUGUUGACCCACAUGCAGGCUCCCGACGUUUAUAAGGUUCACGACGAAUACCAUGUUUAUUACUCGGUGUCAACGCUUGGUUCGCGCAAUUCUGCCAUUGGCCUUGCAACCUCUCGAACCAUGGAGCCAGGUUCUUGGACCGAUCAUGGCUCCGUCGGUGUACAGACCUCCGAGCGCGAUAACUACAAUGCCAUCGACGGCAACCUCUUUGAGGAUGCAGAUGGCUCACUCCGCUUCAAUUUCGGGUCUUACUGGGGCGGUCUCUUCCAGGUGGGGAUGAAUAAUGAUGGGACCAGAACAGCGCCGCUGUCUUCAGCGGUCAACCUCGCCUACGAGCCAGGCUGGAAUCAUCACAUUGAGGCUGCCUUCCUUUACCGGCAUCAUAACGAUUACUAUCUCUUCUUUUCCUGGGGUAAGGCUGGCGAUUAUGAUAUUUCCCCCCCUGCCCCAGGCGAAGAGUAUCGUAUCAAAGUUUGCCGGUCACCUAUGCCGUCUGGCCCGUUUGUUGGUUCCGAUGGACGUCCAUGUACUGAAGGUGGAGGCAUGACCGUCCUCGCAAGCCAUGAUAACAUAUUCGGACCCGGUGGCCAGGGAAUCAUGACAACGCCAGAAUAUGGUCCGGUGCUCUAUUAUCACUAUACAAAUACCGACAUCGGGUGGUCGAACGCUGAGCAACUCAUUGGAUGGAAUCGUCUUGAUUUUUCCAGCGGCUGGCCCGUUGUCGUGUGAUCCAAAAUUUUCUCGUUUUGUUUUUUCUUUUCCUUUACUUUUACUUUUUAGUUUUUAGCUUUAUUUUUAUUCUUUUCCUCUCCGUUAGUUCGAUUUCGUUGCACUUCAUGACACCUUGCAUUGGACUUUCAGAUUAGCGGUGUCGAUCUAUGCAUUCAUUACUUAUUUUAGACUAAUAGCCCAGGCUGAGAACAAUCCUGUGGAAUAUGGAUAGUGUUCUUGGAGUUUAGGCAACAUUGGGUACUCUGGACCAGAAACUCAGAUUUUUUACUCGCAAAUAUCUUGUCGCUUGACCAGUUAUCAUUUUCGUGCUUUCAGUCUGCCACUAUGCAUAUAUAUAUGUAUAUAACGAGAAGUAAUAUAUAAUUGAAUCUCCUCUCAUAUUCAUUACCA
Messenger RNA from Blastomyces gilchristii SLH14081, 2908 nucleotides. Its product is annotated as murein transglycosylase, variant. Gene Ontology annotation, biological process: carbohydrate metabolic process. Gene Ontology annotation, molecular function: arabinan endo-1,5-alpha-L-arabinosidase activity. The record is from RefSeq and is a predicted model, not a curated record. Bases 1799 to 2515 code for a protein of 238 amino acids. Lineage: Eukaryota; Fungi; Ascomycota; Eurotiomycetes; Onygenales; Ajellomycetaceae. The transcript has 3 exons.